GUUAUUUUUUCAAAUCUAAUAUCAAUCACAGGUGUCCUAAUCCACAGGUCAUUUAAAAUGACUAUAAACAACUAUAACAUAGAAACUAAAGGUGCAGGUAGCAAGUAAAUGAAUUGCAUAAUGUAAUGCAAACGAAUAAUCACUGAUCAUUAAGGUGUACUUCCAUGUAGGUAUGGACUUGUGGAGGCAGUAUUGAAGUUGUUCCAUGUUCCAAGAUCGCCCACAUCGCAAGGGCCCACAAGCCCUACAUGCUUGACCUGAGUUCUCCCAUGAAGAGAAAUGCCCUCAGAGUUGCAGAGAUCUGGAUGGAUGAAUAUAAGCACAACGUUAACUUGGCUUGGAGUUUGCCAUUUGAGAAUCAUGGAAUUGACAUAGGCGACAUUUCAGAGAGGAAGAAACUCAGAGAAAGGCUGAACUGUAAACCUUUCAAAUGGUACCUGGAUAAUGUGUAUCCUAAGCUGGAUCCCUGGGACGACCUACUCGCAUAUGGAGGAAUGAAGAACCUUGAUGCUGAGAUGUGCAUAGACCAAGGUCCAGUACCAGGUCACACACCGAUUGCUUUCCACUGCUAUUACUAUGGACCUCAAUACACAUAUUAUCGUGGAACGGGUGAGCUCUACAUUGGCAGCAUCAAGUCACAUACGUACGACGACAACCGAUGUUUAGCUGACAUAGGCACAAAUGAAACUGAGCCUGGCCUGUACAGCUGUAAAGAGGCUGUGCAGAAAGGAAUGGGGAUAUACUGGGACUUCACUCAGGGCAACGAACUGAAGAACAGACAAACAAAGAGAUGCCUGGAAAUUAUAAACCAAAAACUUCUAAUACAGGAAUGUACAGGUCAAAGAUGGCAAAGUAAACACAUAAUCAAACCCUUUUAAAGUGUGUUUGAGCUCUGCUCAUAGGGCCGUGGAUAAGUUGCACCUGGAUGCUCUAUUGAAGACAAUAUAUUUACUUUUGCUUCCAACAUUUUUAAUGUUACUACACACUGUACAGCAAAUCCAUCUUCACACAUUCUGUCCCAGUAAAACUCAUGCUUGGAAAUUAAGGUUAUAAAGUUUUGCUUUAGUUAUUAAGUUUCAGCUACAUUUGAAACCAUAAAAUAUUAUUUUUAAGUUUAAUUAGACGUUUUCUCUGUCUGUUAAAAGUUUGAAGAACUUGAGUUUCCAGUAGUUCAACACAUUAUCAUUGCAACACCUGGAGAGAAAACAUCAGGAUGCAUGCCUAAAAGGGAACAGAGGGCUUACUAUUUUGUGGUAUAAAGUUCUCUGGAAUGUAGUACACCAUAAUGAAAAACUGUGAUACAAACAUUUUCCCUACAAAUGGAAACUUGAUGACUGUUUGCCUGAAUUACAUUUUUUUGCUACUGUUUAAACAGCUUUUGCUUUUGUGGUCAUCUGAAGCUUUGCAAGGUUCAGCUUUAAUAAUGAACGAAUCUUAAAACAAAAUGCAUCUUCACCUUUGUAAUGUCUGGUGGUUGGGGUUAGUAUGUUGAAAUACACCUGAUUAAGAUUUGUGUGUAAUACCUCAGUUUAUUGAAUUGCUUAUGGUGUUAUUAGUGCCUGGCUUAUUCUCUGGUUUGUACUCUUGCUCUCUCAGGGCUUUUUUCUGUCAAGAAAAAAAUAGACCCAUGUUCGGGCCUUUGUUUCAGUUGGGUUGGCACAAUUCCCAUCAUUGAAACUAAUGUGUUUACAUUUUUCUUCAAAUGCUGGAAUACUUGGAAAUAAAAUUAACUUAUAGAAGUUGCUAAUGUUUAACUUUGAGCUCAGCAUAGCUUCACCCCAGCAUAGACUGUGCUGCAGUUACAGAAUUCAUUCAUUCAUUUAUUUAUUUUAAUUAAAGGGUUGUACUAGAAGCAAGAUUCAUCAUCUAGGUAAGGUAAUCCCAGAAGGUCGAUUCUUUUCAUUUGGAUGUAGUGCUUUCAGUGAGAGAAACGUUUCUUCACUCAUCUUCUUCAGUCGCUUCUGAUUGAUCAUCAAGUUCAGGCAGCAAGUCGAGGGGAUACAAGGAUACCCACCCAUGCAUUUUAUCACUGUGGGAAACUCCAGACUGGAACAGUGUCCAGUCCCUCGCCAGGAGACAGAGCCCAGUCACAUCACACAUGUUGGGAUAGAUAGCAACAAGUUGUAUAUUAACUCUUGAAUUUACAGGAUUUUUGGUGACACUGCCAGGGGUGGGGGGUUGUAGUUCCAUGUCUUUUUUCUCACAUGGUCUGGUUUAAUGUGUCAAACAACCGUUGUACAUGCAGUGAAGGCUGAUUAUGUUCAUUAGCAAAAUUCAUUCAGUUUUCUUUCACUACCCUAUAUAAUAAAACUGCUCAUUUCUUUUUCCUUAUGUUGGGUGAACUCAGAUGGCUUAACAUGCACUGUGGUGUGGAUGGGGUAAUAACAUUCUCAGAUGUGUUUCAGAUGUGACUUCACCACAAAUAAACUGUGACAAACCGA
Molecule: messenger RNA, 2441 nt
Organism: Oreochromis niloticus (Nile tilapia)
Lineage: Eukaryota; Metazoa; Chordata; Actinopteri; Cichliformes; Cichlidae
Product: probable polypeptide N-acetylgalactosaminyltransferase 8
Exons: 5
Coding region: 249-878 (209 amino acids)
Biological process (GO): protein O-linked glycosylation
Cellular component (GO): Golgi apparatus
Molecular function (GO): polypeptide N-acetylgalactosaminyltransferase activity
Source: RefSeq, a predicted model, not a curated record